Triticum turgidum subsp. durum (durum wheat) is the source of this 1452-nucleotide messenger RNA. The record is from the annotation of a GenBank genome assembly. Lineage: Eukaryota; Viridiplantae; Streptophyta; Magnoliopsida; Poales; Poaceae.
AUGUGCGACUACUUCUUGAAGAGGGUGGAUGGCGACCAGCAGGCCGGAGACCUCACCGACAUCGUCCGAGCUGGCGGGGCCAUGCCGGCUGGCUCUGCCGAUCCCCCGUCGUCGACGGCCACCGAGUGGCUGCAGCUGCCGACUGACCCGAUCCUCUUCCCGCUGCCCCAGACGUCGUCCUCGGACGGUGCUGGGCCGAGCAGCGCAGACGCUCUCGGUGACCCGUUCUCCGGCCUCCCGGAUGCCUUCAGCACCGACUACCCCUCCUCCUCCGGCAGCGCCGCCGCCGACUUCUUCGACGCCGUCCAGGACGCGAUGGGUAUCGGCAUGGCCAAGCAGGUCGGCUUCGUCGACACGACCGGCUGCGGCGGCGGUGGAACAACUGUUCGUGCUGGUGGCAGGUUCCUGGACAUGAGGAAUCACCAUAUGUUUCCAAGGGAGAUGCCGAUGCGCGGGCUGUCGCCGUACGCGCUGAUGGGCGGUGACGCGGCGAAGCUCGGCGGGCCGAUGGCCGGGCACGGGGUGGCGGCUGGCCCGUGCGCGUUCGACGCCGUCGCAGGGCUGCAGAUGUCGUCCUCACCGCGUGGCGGGGGCAUCAAGCGCAGGAAGAACCAGGCAAGGAAGGUGGUGUGCAUCCCAGCACCUGCAGCAGCAGUGGCCGGGAAGACCACUGGGGAGGUUGUUCCUUCUGAUCUCUGGGCUUGGAGGAAGUAUGGCCAGAAGCCUAUCAAAGGCUCCCCCUACCCAAGAGGGUACUACAGAUGCAGUAGCUCCAAGGGGUGCCCUGCACGGAAGCAAGUGGAGCGCAGCCGGACGGACCCCAACAUGCUGGUCAUCACCUACACCUCGGAGCACAACCACCCGUGGCCGACGCAGCGCAACGUGCUCGCCGGCUCCACGCGGUCCCACUACGCCAAGAAUAGCAGCAGCAACACAGCUGCAGCUGCGUCCAAGAACAGCAAGAACUGCUCGCGCAAUCAGCACAAGCCAGUCGUCAAGGCAGAAUCAAAGGAUCAAUCCGCCGCUACCCCGGCCGCCACGAGCACGACCACCACGGCGACCACAAGCACCGGCAACAACACACCUCCCAUGACUGUGAAAGAGGAGGCAGAAAUGGAGAGAAGGAUAGGCGGUGAUACUACAGCAACGGUGGGUUAUUACAGUGAUCAUCUCCUGCAGCAGAUGUUCAGCCAGAGCUACAGGCCGAUGAUGCCCGAGGAGGCCGGCGGCUACCACCACCAGGACGACUUCUUCGCUGACCUCACUGAGCUGGACUCCGACCCUGUCAGCCUCAUCUUCUCCACGGAGUACAUGGAGGCCAGACCUGGCAAGGAGAAGGCAGCAGCCAAGGACGACGUGGAUUCAUUAUUCAUGAUGGACUGGGCGCCCGCUAGUGCUGCUGUUACUACUUCUGCAGGGAGCGCACUUGAGCAAGGGGACAUGGGUUUAUGA